UUUGACGGCUCAAACUUUCUUAAUCUCGGACCGCUAAUUUCCUAGAUGUCUUCUGAACUUGUUCGCUACGGAAAACUCUACUUCGCGGACGGAGACGUUGCCAUUGCCUCUACGAAAUUGAGCGAAUCCAAAGGCCCCGUGUUUCGUGUCCAUCUCUCUACUAUCGCUAAACACUCUAGUCUGUUCGCCGACAGCCUGAAAAACAAAAUCGAAUCGGCAAAUGGUAACGACCAGUACGACGACGUGCCUCUCAUCAGAUAUCCAGACAAACCCGAACAUAUUGCAUCAAUCCUCGAGGCCGUUUACUUCGGGAUCACGGUACCUCUCAGGUUCGAUGCUGAAGGAGUCAGAAGAUCACUCACGGAGGUUAUGGAGAUGGCGAAGAAAUACAAGUUUGAUGGUAUACAAGCUAAAUGUACUGCCGUCCUCCAAAAAGACUGGCCGCCCACACUCAGUGGCCUAUAUCGUGCCCAGGCUGAGAUGAAGCAACUUCAGGGGAACCCACGCAGGACUUCGGACCUAGACGACGAGGACGAUAUAGACGACCCCGAUCUCAAACAAGAAACACCUGAACGAAUUCGGCCCAGAAAGUUUCGCGACGUAGAUAUCCAAUGGGCCUCCUACUCCGGCCUCGCACAUGCGCUCGAUUACAAAAUCCCCUCGAUUUUCCCCGCUGCGUUCUACACGCUCUACGUCCAGGCCAACUUUCGCACCGUUCGCAGAUUCUCUCUCGGUCAUGAUGGACCUAAAAAUAUCCGGCAUAUGAUCCCAAACGAUCUCAACAAGCUCACAAAGAUCUUUCCCGCAGAAUUCUCACUCGUUGUGCCUCUCCUCAACAAGUUUGUUUAUAUCGUCAGCUUCUGGAUUCAAAAGAAGUUCAAACGCCAGUGCAGAGACUGCGAACGAGCGGAGAAGAAGAGGGCUGGUGAUGUAGGUGAUGAAAUGGAUAUCGAUGUUGGGCCAGUCAAGUUUCCCUUGCCUCCUUUCGUUGAUCUUCGAGUCUGUGAACCCGACCCUCUGGGUAACCUGCGUUUGGAGACCAUUGAGUACUUCCGAAAGUAUCGUCCAAUAACCAAAAAAUACUGCCAACAAUGCUGGACGGUUCUGAAACAAGAGAUCAAUGCCUGGGCGGACAAAUUAUGGGUUGAUGUCCUCACAAAACAAGAUUUUACGCAUAACUUUAUUAUGGACGAGGUGAUGCUGGAAGGUGCAUCUAUGGACUGGCCCGAAAACGGACCUGAAGUCGUUCCACAUAAGACACUCUACUUCCCGGACGGAGACGUAGCCCUCCAGUCCUCGGAAACGCCUUCUGUUGGAGAUAUUCACAUAUUCCGCGUCCAUGUCUCUGUCGUCGCGUUGCGCUCUCGCGAUUUCGCCACCAAAUUAAGGAGUACACCCGGAAGUACCCUUUGCGACGAGUACGAUGGUGUCCCUCUGAUUACAUUACCGGACGCACCUGAAGACCUAGAAGCGAUCUUGCGCAUUGUAUAUGGUUACAGACUCGAACUCCCCCCACGGUUCAAUCUCGAGGGGUACAGAGAUAAACUCUGGCGAAUCCUGGCCAUGGCUAACAAAUACCGAUUUGAUGAGGCCCGAGCGGACAUCAUCGCCUUUCUCGAGAAGGACUGGCCCCCUACGCUCGAGAAACUAUAUAUCGUCCAAGGUGAGAUCAAGCAGCUCCAGGCAGCUGUCGACAACUUCGCGGACUUGGAUCACGAGGACGACAUCGACGACCCUGACCUCAGAGCCGGACCUCUCCAACAUGUACCUGCCAACCGACUGAGCGACGAAGAUAUCGAUCGUGCCGCCAUGAUGGCUAUAGCAAUGUCACACAAACUCGACAUUCCCUCGAUUUGUGCCGCCGCGACAUACAGGCUCUACGUGCAGGCGAAGUUCCGUACCUCCUAUAGACACUCUGACGGGAUAGCUCAAGAGGCCGUCAGAGGGCCAAUGACGAACGAGUUAGCUAAGCUUGCUAGCCAUCUGCAGGAUGGAUUCCUGAACAACUCUCCUCUCGAACCUAUUGCGACUUUCGUCAGCUUCUGGGUCGAGAAGAAACUCAAGCGCCGAUGUCCAAAGUGCGCAAGGGAGGACGAGAAGAGACCGGAGGUCCGAAAAGAAGCAGCAGCGUCGAUUAAGGAGCCUCUGCCUCCUUUCGUCAAUCUUCAGGUCUGCGAGACUGAUCCCCUAGUCCUCUUACGCUCGGAGACUCUCAAGUACUACCGCAAGUACCACCCAGACGACGACAGCAAGUACUGUCAAGAGUGCUAUGCUGUACUCAAAAAGGAGAUCCGAGGGUGGGCUGAUCGGUUGUGGGAUACAGUGUUUAUGAAGCGCAAAAUCGACAUGCUCGACAUAAUAGGGGACAUAUUUCAAGGCAACGAUGGCUCCAUGAACGUGAAGGUUUUUGGCAGUCAAACCGAUUCGCUCGCGUCGCGCAUGACGGAACUCUCAGUGGGCUCGCUGCACAACCUAACGACUCUUCCUCGUGUUCCACCUCCGACAAGCCACAACACUGAUCGCGCGGGAUCCUCUCGAUCAGCCGAGCCUUCUCGUCCCGCUCAGCGAUCUCGUCCCUCCCAAGUCUCUCGUCCUGCCCAGGCUUCGCGUGCUUCUAGGCCUACCGAAGUUUCUCGUUCUACGACCGCUCGUCCUACGCAUCCGACAGCUGCAAGUACCAGUCGCGCUGAGGACACUCGUCCCGCUGGAGCUCCCCGCCCGACUGGAUUUUGGGCUCCUUCUCCUUCUCCUGAAGCUUCUGGUUCCUCUCAAGCCUCUCCUACCGCAGCUUCUUGUUCCACUGCUGGCCGCCCCAUCGCCCCACUUCCGAAGAGAGCACUGCCCAAGAGUACGCCGAAUGAGGACGUUGCGAUGCAGUUCGACGAAAGUGCCUACUUGGCCGCUGCAUCUGGACGUCCAGUCAUAAACCUGGAUGCCGUCGCCCCCGACCAUCAGCCUUCAGAAGAAGAAGAAGCUGCGGAUGAAGUGGAUUCAGAUGAAGAUCUAUACGGCGGCGCUCCCCUUCGUGAACGGUCGAUUCCUCCCGAUGCCUGGGAUUAUUAGUAGUUGGGGCCACAGUUCUGUGUUCCAGCAACUUCGGGUAAAAAGCCUUGGCUGUCGUUGUUCGUUCUUGCCGUGUACUAUCGAGAUUCUUGGUAUCUUGUCCCCAUGUGCCUUAUAGGCACCCGUUUGUAUAUUCGUACAUCUCCG
Molecule: messenger RNA, 3210 nt
Organism: Stereum hirsutum FP-91666 SS1
Lineage: Eukaryota; Fungi; Basidiomycota; Agaricomycetes; Russulales; Stereaceae
Exons: 8
Coding region: 46-3063 (1005 amino acids)
Molecular function (GO): protein binding
Source: RefSeq, a predicted model, not a curated record